Messenger RNA from Rotaria sp. Silwood2, 2484 nucleotides. The record is from the annotation of a GenBank genome assembly. NCBI's taxonomy places the organism in Eukaryota, Metazoa, Rotifera, Eurotatoria, Philodinida, Philodinidae.
AUGCGUGAACAUCAAUGUGUUACUAAUCCUCAAGAUUCUGAUAAGCAAUUAUCACUUAUUAAUUUACUUCUUUGUCUUGAAGAUAGAAUUAAAAAAGGUAAUCAGAUUAAAGAUGAAUGUCGACGUGAAAUGCUUGCUCAUCGUCGUAUGUUAAUGUCGGAUUAUGCUGUUUCACCUGAAAUUACGUCAAAAUGUAAAAAUGAAAUGAUUCAACAUUGUCAUACAUUAUAUCGACAAGGUGCUAGUGGUACAAUUGAUCAACGUGGUGGUCGAAUGAUUCAUUGUUUAUUCAAUGCAGCACGUCGAGAAAGCAAUUUUAGUCGUGAAUGUUUAUUUAACAUUAAAUCAUUAGUACGUGCUGUUGAUCCAGGUAGUGAUAUACGAGCUGAUCCAUUACUUGAAACAGCUUGUCGAUCUGUUAUUGACACAUUAUGUGCUAAAAUAAAACCUGGUGAUUCAAAUAUAAUUAUGUGUUUAUUGGAUAAUAUAAAAAAUACUCGUAUGACAGAAGAUUGUGAAGAUCGUCUUAUGGAAGUUGCGUAUUUUAUGGCACGGGAUUGGAGAUUAACACCAAAAUUAAUACGUACAUGUCAAAAAAAUCUCAUUGAUUUAUGCAAAUUACCAGAAAGUUGGUCAAUGAAUAAUAACAUGACUGACGUUCAAUUAGGACAAUAUUUAGGUUGUUUGUAUCAAAAAAAACAACAAUUAAGUGAUAAUUGUCGUAUUGAACUUAAAAGAAUUAUGAGUAUUCGAACGAAAGCAAUUGGUUUGAUGCCUGAAGUUGAAGAUAAUUGUAUGGCAGAUUUAGCAUUAUGCAAAAAUCCGGAAAUUAAAGGAGAAGAAUUAAAAUGUUUACAAAAGAAAUAUAAAAAACUUGAAAGUGAAUGUAAGACAGCUAUUCAAAAAUAUACAAAAAUGACAAUAUCUGAUCCAAGUCUUGAUUUUCUUCUUAUGAAAACAUGUGAACCAAUGAUACGAAUAUUUUGUUCGAAUGUUGAAAAUGACAAUGAAAACGAUUUACUUCGUUGUUUAGUUAAAAAUAAAAAUAAUCAAAAAAUGGAUUUUCGUUGUAAAACUAACAUUGAACACCAGCAAAUAAUAAGUUUAAAAGAUGCUGCAUUUUUAAGCGAACAAUUUCAAAAAAAUUGUAAUGAAGAAAUAACUAGUCAUUGUUCAACAAAAAAGACAAAAGCAUCAGUUAUUCAAUGUCUUGCUAAUCUUGUUCUAAUAGAUGUUACCAAGAAAACAAAGCGAAUAAAUGAAAAUUGUCGUAAUGAACUAAAAAUUGAACUUCUUCAGCGUAGUGAAAAUAUUAAUCUUGAUCCAUUAUUAGCUGCAGCAUGUCGAAAUGACAUACGUAAAUUUUGUUCAUCUAAACUUGCAGGCAAUGCUCAGAUUACUGAUUGUCUAAAAACUUAUCACAAGAAAGUGUCAGCAGCAUGUUAUGCUAGAUUAAGAAAACGUCAAAAACUUGAUGUUGUUCUACCUGGAACUGAUUAUAGUUUAACAACAAAAUGUGCUCCACUUAUUCAAAAAUAUUGUGCAAAUGAAAAGAAACAAAAUAUUUUAUUAUGUUUACGACGUAAUAUCAAUCAAGAUAAUACACCAAGUAUAUGUCGAAAUGUUUUAUAUCGUCGUUUAAUGAUUCUAAAUAGCGAUGCUCGUUUCAAUAAAGGUUUAAUUGAAAAUUGUCAAAAUGAUAUUGAUCGACACUGUCAAAAUGAAAUCAUCGAUGAUGAUGAUAAUGAUGAUGAUGAAUCCGAUGAUGAUGAUGAUAAUAAUAAUGCCAAUGAUAAUAAUAAUAAUAAUAAUGAUGAUAAAAAUGAUAAAGAUACUGAUGAUAUACAAGAUCGUGAUAUGGGUGGCCGAAUAAUAGGAUGUUUACGUUCAAAAUAUGCUAAUACACAAGUUGAACUAGAACCGAAAUGUAUCACAGAAUUAAUUGAUGUCAUUCAAACAUCAAAACUUGAUAUUGAAAUUGAUAUUAAACUUUAUCAAAAAUGUAAAAUUAUAAUUAAUACAAAUUGUACAGGUGUUGAUAAAGAAGAUUGUCUAAAAUUAUUAUAUCAAAAACAUCUUCUUCAGGAUAGUGGUUGUAGAGAAGAAGUUAGACGUAUUAUAAAAGAAGGACAAGCUGAUAUACAUGUUGACUCUGCAUUAUCAUCUGCAUGCCAAUUUGAUAUUAUUAAAUAUUGUAAUGAUGUCCCAAUAGGAAGUGGUAAACAAUUACAAUGUUUAAUAAAAAAGAGUAAAUCAGUCACGAAGGCUUGUCAAAGCAUUUUAUCAAAACGCCAAGAAUUAUGGAGAAGUAUCUCUCAUGUAGAUGAUAUUGAUGAUUUAGCAAGACAAAUUGUCAAUUCGGAUAAUAAAGUAUAUUUUUAUGCAGUUAUUAUUGCAGUAUUAUUUGUAAUAUUUAUAAUCGGUUGUCUUUGUCGUCCAUGCUUUCGUUAUCGUCGUAUGAAAAACUAUAAAAGAACUAAUUAA